Molecule: messenger RNA, 2419 nt
Organism: Morone saxatilis (striped sea-bass)
Lineage: Eukaryota; Metazoa; Chordata; Actinopteri; Moronidae
Product: netrin-4
Exons: 10
Coding region: 311-2260 (649 amino acids)
Biological process (GO): substrate adhesion-dependent cell spreading; basement membrane assembly; cell migration
Cellular component (GO): laminin trimer
Molecular function (GO): protein binding
Source: RefSeq, a predicted model, not a curated record
GCAGAAUGGAUGAAGACAAACCUCUAUCAGAUGGAAAUUAGUAACAUUUCGUCAUGUAACAUGUGGAGCGUACAUUCUUGGACAAACCUAUUCCUCUGCAACACUCCAGGUCUGCCAGAGAGAUGCCCUAGCUGUUCCUGAGGAUUCUUUGAACUUUAUCAAGGAUUUUUUUUCAACAUCGUUCCUGGGAGGACAUCGGAAAAAUACUCUGGGUUUGCGCAUUGCGUACUUGGCAGGGAAAUGCUCUUGUCCGUUACAUAGACUCCCAUAAUGUUGGGACUAAUCUCUGCUGGAAGGCGUUUAUCGCACCAUGUAUGUUGUAAACACAGCAGGAACGAGGAUGAGAGUGUUUAGUAUGCUUGGGAAAGGUCGACAUCAGCUGCUGGCGGCGCUCUGUUGGCUGUUUUUGGUUGUGACGAGGAGCGGAGCAGUCUCCAGAUGUGUGGACCAUGCCUGUAGUCCACCCAUAGGGAACCUGGCUAGUGGCAGGACCGUCCUCACCCUCUCAAGCUGCUGUGGGAACAGUCCUUGCCACCAUUCACCUGUGACCCCUCACCCAUGCCCCGAGGACACUCACCCAUCUGUUCACAUGACUGAUGACCCUUUCUUGCAUCCAGACACCUGGUGGGCAUCAGGUGCAGGUACCAGCAUGCAGGAUGAGAUUAGGUUGGACCUGGAGACACACUUCUGUUUGUCCCAUGUGGUUUUAGUAUUCAGGUCACCCCGACCUGCUGCCAUGGCCAUCGAACGUUCAGCUGACUUUGGAAAAACCUGGGAAGCGCUUAAGCUCUUUGCGUACAACUGCAGCAUGGAGUUUGGUUUGCCUGAUGAUUUCACUCAGCCAGGCUCUUUGUGUACAUCCCGUUACAGCAGUGCUACACCCUGCAGUAGGGGGGAGGUAAUAUUACGGACACUAGACCCCAGCAGUGCUAAAACACUGGACCCUUACAGUCCAGAGGUCCUUGCCCGCCUCACCCUCACCAACCUCCGCAUCAGACUGCUAAAAGCUCAGACCUGUCCAGCACCUCUAAAUCCCCCUGCAGAACACACAAGCCCCACAGCCUCAUCUCUGACCUCCACAUUCACCACAGAAAUCCCAGCCUCAGCACCUUAUGCUAUUUAUACUUUACUGGCCAGAGGGACCUGCCUGUGCCAUGGGCAUGCUGAGCAUUGCGUACCACACAACAGCAGCCACCAAGACACAAGACAGGACAGUAACAAGGUGUCUGGUAGGUGUCUAUGUACUCACCACACAGCAGGGAAUCACUGUGAGAAGUGUGCCCUGCUCUACAAUGAUCGUCCCUGGAGACCUGCCAACAGCAGCAGUGGGGAGUCCAACCCAUGCCAGAAGUGCCAGUGCCACGGUCAUGCAGAUAGCUGUCAUUUCUCUCAGCGGGCAUGGCUUUCCUCCGGUGGCACCAGUGGGGGCGUUUGUGAUAACUGCAGACACAACACUGUCGGGCGCAGGUGCCAGCGCUGUGGCCAUGGCUACCACCGCCACCCAUCCCUGCCCCUCACCUCCCCUCACGCCUGCACACGCUGCUGGUGUGAUCCACAGGGAACUUUGCCUCCUCAUCCUGGAGAGGAGGGACCCUGGUGCCACCCUAGAAAUGGGCAGUGCCACUGCAAAUCUGGUGUAGGGAGCACAAGCUGCAGUCACUGCCUGCCUGGCUAUUGGGGUUUUGGAGACGAGGGCUGUAAACCCUGUGCCUGCCCUCACAGCUGCGAUCCAACCACUGGGCAGUGUUUGGACAGCUACUCAAAUAACCAGAUGUUCAAUGUGCCCAUUGGUGGAAAAAUCCCUGAUCUGGAUCACAUGUUCACAGUUGAAGAAGAGGUACAGUGGUCGAAGGAGCUCGCAGUCUCUGCUCUGCAUUAUACAGGAAAGUGUAGCUGUAAGGAGAAAAAGCUGAGAAGUGUGUCAGACCUCUGUAAGACCAAACAUGAUUAUGUGAUCAAGGCCAGUGUGCUCUCUGCGCAUGACAAAGGCAGCCACGCAGAAGUGCAGGUCAAAGUUCGUAAGGUCUUUCAAUCAGGCCAAGUGGCGCUCUACUUGGGGACCAUCAGCAUAUAUCCUCUGUCCUGGACCAGCCGCGGCUGCACCUGUCCUAUUCUAAACCCAGGUAUGGAGUACCUGCUAGCAGGCCCAGAGGAGGCCGAGACAGGCCGUCUGCUGGUCACCAUGCAAAGUGUGGUGGUCCCAUGGACACCUAGACUAGGUCUACUUAUAUCAGAGGGCCUGAGGAAUGGAUGUCCAUGAACCAUAUGAUCCAAAAAGGCAGGACACUCUUCAGAGGAUUUCACUAGGACGUUUAUGAGCCAAUGGACCCUUCAGAAAAGAGACUGAAAAUCACAUCGCUGAUAAACAUCAGGGGGAAAUUAUUCCUCACAAUGUGUGGGUGUGCUACACAAAAUAAAG